This is a messenger RNA of Morus notabilis, 2475 nucleotides long. RefSeq lists its product as uncharacterized. Gene Ontology annotation, biological process: proteolysis. Lineage: Eukaryota; Viridiplantae; Streptophyta; Magnoliopsida; Rosales; Moraceae. The transcript has 18 exons. Bases 23 to 2242 code for a protein of 739 amino acids. The record is from RefSeq and is a predicted model, not a curated record. Gene Ontology annotation, molecular function: serine-type peptidase activity.
AGUCCCCUAAUUUAUCAAUGAAAUGGCUCUUUCUUCCAUUACCAGUAGCGUCACUCGCUUCUCAGCUCACCAUCUCUCGUCUUCCUCCUCCACUCUUCUCUGCCUCAACCGCAUCAAUCCAGCAUUCAUCUGGCUCGUCUCCACUAAGAUUCACCACCAUCACCAUAACCGGAGCUCCAAGAAACUAAUGGCUACUUCAUCACUACCUCCAGAACAGGCGGCCAAGCAAGAAACAACCACGCCCGCCACGGAGCCGUACGGCUCCUGGAGAUCGCCGAUCACCGCCGACGUCGUCGCCGGCGCAUCCAAGCGCCUCGGGGGAGCCGCCGUCGACGCCCGUGGUCGCCUCAUUUGGCUCGAAUCCCGCCCCAAUGAAGCAGGACGAGCGGUUCUUGUGAGAGAAGCCGAGAAGCCGGGGGAUGAGGCGGUCGAUAUUACGCCCAAGGACUUCGCUGUACGGACGGUGGCUCAGGAGUACGGUGGUGGAGCUUUCACGGUCUCUGGGGAUACUGUCGUUUUCGCUAAUUACAAGGAUCAGAGACUCUACAAGCAGCUCAUAGACUCCAAAGAUUCUUCUCCCAAACCACUCACCCCAGAUUAUGGUGGACCCGUAGUGAGUUAUGCUGAUGGAGUGUUUGAUACACGCUUUAAUCGAUUUGUUACUGUCCGGGAAGAUCGUCGUGAAAGUAGCACAAAUGCAACCACAGAAAUUGUAACGGUUAGGCUGGGAGGUGAUGAUAUUCAGGAACCAGAAGUACUAGUGGGGGGAAAUGACUUCUAUGCCUUCCCUCGCAUAGACCCAAAAGGUGAACGAAUGGCAUGGAUUGAAUGGAGUCAUCCGAACAUGCCUUGGGAUAAAUCAGAACUUUGGGUCGGCUAUAUUUCUGACAAUGGGGAGAUCUACAAGCGCAUCUGUAUUGCUGGCUUUGAUCCUGAAGUUGUGGAGUCUCCAACUGAACCGAAGUGGUCUUCUAGUGGGGAGCUAUUUUUUAUUACAGAUAGAAAAAGUGGGUUUUGGAAUCUUCAUAAAUGGGUUGAGUCUGACAACAAGGUGGUAUCAGUUUAUUCCUUGGAUGCAGAAUUUUCAAAACCACUGUGGGUUUUUGGUAUAAAUUCUUAUGACCUGAUUCAGAGUUACCAAGGAAAAAGAUUGAUUGCUUGCAGCUACAGGCAGAAAGGAAGGUCAUAUCUUGGAAUUUUGGAUGAUGCUCAGAGCACCAUGUCUUUAGUUGAUAUUCCUUUCACAGACAUGGAUAAUAUUACUUCAGCAGAGCAUUGUCUAUAUGUGGAGGGAGCAUCUGCAAUUCACCCAUCAUCUGUUGCAAAGGUGGUAUUAGAUGAGCAUAAGUCAAAAGCAGUUGAAUUCAAGAUUAUUUGGUCCUCUUCCCCUGAUUGUUUAAAAUACAAGUCAUAUUUCAGCCUACCUGAGUUAAUUGAAUUUCCUACUGAAGUUCCAGGCCAAAUUGCCUAUGCAUACUUUUACCCACCGACUAAUCCUGAUUACCAAGCUGGUCAAGGGGAAAAGCCUCCAUUGUUAUUGAAAAGCCAUGGAGGCCCCACAGCCGAAACACGUGCAGCGUUGAAUCUGAAUAUCCAAUAUUGGACUAGUCGGGGUUGGGGAUUUGUUGAUGUUAAUUAUGGUGGAAGCACUGGUUAUGGCAGAGAAUAUAGGGAUCGACUCUUGGGGAAAUGGGGGAUUGUGGAUGUCGAUGACUGUUGUAGUUGUGCCAAAUUUUUGGUGGAUUCCGGAAAGGCAGAUGGAGAAAGGCUAUGUAUUACUGGGGGUUCAGCAGGUGGAUAUACAACCUUAGCUGCACUUGCAUUCAGAAACACAUUUAAAGCUGGAGCUUCAUUGUAUGGCGUAGCUGAUCUAAACUCGCUGAGAGCAGAAACUCACAAAUUUGAAUCUCACUACAUUGAUAAACUUGUUGGAAGCGAGAAGGACUAUUUUGAGAGGUCACCAAUAAAUUUUGUUGAUAAAUUUUCUUGCCCCAUAAUCUUAUUCCAAGGAUUGGAGGAUAAGGUUGUACCCCCUGACCAAGCUAAGAAAAUAUAUCAGGCAUUAAAAGAAAAGGGUUUGCCUGUUGCUCUCGUGGAAUAUGAAGGGGAGCAACAUGGUUUCCGGAAGGCUGAAAACAUCAAGUUCACAUUGGAACAACAAAUGGUUUUCUUUGCACGACUUGUUGGACACUUCACGGUUGCAGAUGAGAUUACUCCAAUCAGAAUUGAUAACUUUGACUAAGCAGUAAGCACUUGGCACAGUGGUAUAUUAUUCUACUUCUCAGGGCACUCCUAUAAGGAAGUUAUAGGUUCGCUUGUUUAAGAGUUGGCGAUGCCAUUUGAUACGGUCAAUAAUCGAAGUUUUCAGGAGUUUUUUCAUUGGUGUCAUGUCUGAGCUUUAAAUAAGAUUGAAAUUUUGGGCGCUAAUCAAUAGAAUACAGUUGCUUUCGGUGCGUAACUUCCAACUUUAAUGUA